AUGGCACCACUUUCAAAAAAAGAAGUAUUGAAACUAACACCAACUCCAACAACGGAUAAAACUUUAUCUGAUAAACCACAAAUUGUAGAAAAUGAAAAUGAAAUAAUCAUAAAUAAAAAUUUAUUCGAUGGACCAAGAAGAAAAUUAAUAUAUACUCUAUCUGUUAAUACAGAUCCUGAUAAUCAUACAAUCACAAUCAUACCUGAAGAAACAUCUAAAAUAACAAAAAAUGAAAUUAACGAUAUCGAUAUCAAAAAUCAAACUAAAAUCAAAAAAAAUAAAAAUCAUCUUAGAGGAAUAACCGCUAUUAUCCUCUCUGCGAUCAUGAUGGGU
Molecule: messenger RNA, 333 nt
Organism: Scutellospora calospora
Lineage: Eukaryota; Fungi; Glomeromycota; Glomeromycetes; Diversisporales; Gigasporaceae
Source: the annotation of a GenBank genome assembly